AAUAAAGUAAAUGAAACGAAGGGAGUAGUAGUCACCAUUUCUGAGUUGCACAGCAAUGGAUGCUGCUUUCACCUCCUUCUCUCCUUAUUCUCUCUCUCGAAAUUCCUUUCCAUCGACUUUUCUCAGCACCAAUAAUUUCCCGUCGCUUACUUCUCUCAGUUUCGCGAAAUUCGUCUUCACCAAACAAUCCUAUCUGUCUCUGAGAGGGCCAUUCAAUUCGCAUUCGAUUAAAGUUCAAGCCUCGGAAAUUCCACCAACCGACCCUCAAAAUGAAGAAGAUUUCAUCCUAGAAGACGUGCCGCACUUGACAACUUUCCUCCCCGAUUUAGCUAUGUAUACAAAUCCACUGAAGAAAACCCAAGCUUAUGCAAUAGUAAAGCAAACAUUUGUUACCCCCGAAGAUGUGGUGGCACAUAAGGUUGUUGUUCAGAAGGAAAGUCCAAGGGGAGUACAUUUUCGGCGUGCAGGGCCCCGCGAAAAAGUGUACUUUAAGUCUGAGGAAGUUCGUGCAUGUAUCGUGACUUGUGGAGGUUUAUGUCCUGGAAUUAAUACGGUGAUACGAGAGAUAGUUUGUGGUUUGAAUAGUAUGUAUGGCGUAGAGGAAAUUCUUGGGAUUCAGGGAGGAUAUAGAGGGUUCUAUUCGAAAAAUACUGUCCAGUUGACUCCAAAAUCUGUGAAUGACAUUCAUAAGCGUGGUGGAACUUUCUUGCAAACGUCGAGAGGAGGUCAUGAUACCAAUAAGAUAGUGGACAAUAUUCAGGAUAGGGGAAUAAACCAGGUUUACAUAAUUGGUGGAGAUGGUACACAAAAAGGCGCUGCUGCAAUUUAUAAGGAAGUGGAAAGGCGGGGGAUUAAAGUGGCAGUUGCUGGAAUUCCAAAGACAAUUGAUAAUGAUAUUGUUGUGAUAGACAAGUCCUUUGGUUUUGAUACUGCUGUAGAGGAGGCUCAACGGGCAAUAAAUGCUGCACAUGUGGAAGUUGAGAGCGUAGAAAAUGGAGUUGGAAUUGUGAAACUUAUGGGCCGAUACAGUGGAUUCAUUGCCAUGCAUGCAACAUUAGCAAGCCGUGAUGUGGAUUGUUGCUUGAUACCAGAGUCCCCAUUCUAUUUGGAAGGACAGGGUGGGCUGUUUGAAUUUGUUGAGCAGAGGUUGAAAGAAAAUGGGCACAUGGUGAUUGUGUUGGCUGAAGGUGCAGGACAGGAAUAUGUAGCUCAGAGCUUUCAUGCAUCUGCUGAAAAAGAUGCGUCGGGGAACAGGCUACUUUUGGAUGUUGGCCUCUGGCUAACACAAAAGAUUAAGGAUCAUUUCACGAAUGUUCGGAAGAUGGCAAUCAAUAUGAAAUAUAUAGAUCCAACAUACAUGAUUCGAGCAAUUCCUAGUAAUGCAUCAGACAACAUCUACUGUACACUUCUUGCUCACAGUGCCAUCCAUGGAGCUAUGGCAGGGUACACUGGAUUCACCGUUGGGCCUGUAAACAGCAGACAUGCCUAUAUUCCAAUAAGCCGAGUUACAGAGACGACAAACAUUGUGAAAUUGACAGACAGAAUGUGGGCCCGACUUCUUGCAUCCACGAAUCAACCUAGUUUCCUCGGUUGCGAGGUUGUGCAGGAAAGGUUUGCCAAUACGAUUGAUGAUGACUUUCAUAAUUUAAAGAUCACUUCAAUAUAAAAUUAUAAAUACAGUUGAGGGAUUCACAGUUACUGAUUCUCCAUAAGUCUCCAAAUGAAUACUCUUGCCUGUAGCUGUUAAUGAGGGUCCUUAGGCAGGUGAUUGCAUUGAUAGGAAAAUGUGAUAUGUACUUAUGAGAGUAGAGAUGAGUUUUAGUAAAUGGUUUAGUCUGCCAUGGAGAAUUCAUUUUGAUUUAUUGGCAUAUCUUGCUAUAGUUGAUCUUCCCAGUGCUAGUCCUAAUCCAUCUGUAUUAUGUAAUAAUCCACUCUUUUUUUGAAUGAUAUCCUCUUAAAACUGCCACUGGACUA
Molecule: messenger RNA, 1974 nt
Organism: Salvia splendens (bonfire salvia)
Lineage: Eukaryota; Viridiplantae; Streptophyta; Magnoliopsida; Lamiales; Lamiaceae
Product: ATP-dependent 6-phosphofructokinase 4, chloroplastic
Exons: 14
Coding region: 56-1666 (536 amino acids)
Biological process (GO): fructose 6-phosphate metabolic process; glycolytic process
Molecular function (GO): 6-phosphofructokinase activity; ATP binding
Source: RefSeq, a predicted model, not a curated record